AUGGCGCAACGACAGACCGCAGCUGAGGCCAACGCGACGCGGCCCGACUUCAAUUCGAAGCUGGGCUUCGAGAAGUCGGCGCCCGUAGACCGCGAGUGGAAGGCGGGGCAGGGUCUCAAUGCCCACAGCGCCACGGAGCGUUUCACGCCCGCGCAGACGCCCGGCUACCACGUCAUUGAGAUUGGCAAGACGGAAGUCAAGGCGGGCGACCUCUACAAGGUCAUGUGUGGCAACAUCGCGCCGCGCCCCGUCGCUCUUGUGGGCACGUACAACGAGCAGGGCUUGCCGAACCUGGCGCCCAUUAGCUGGUACCAGAUGGUGUCGCAUGACCCGCCCAUGGCCAUGAUCUCCUUUGGCGGGAGCGGCGCCGAGGGCAAGCUCAAGGACAGCGACCGCAACAUCCGGCGCAACAAGUGCUACACCAUCUCCUCGUCAUGGCAAUACAGCUGCGAGCCCUACCUCGAAGCACUUAACUACGCUAGCAUCGAUGCGCCGCCCAACACGUCUGAAUUUGCGUUGGCUGGCCUUACGCCUGUUCCCGGGCGCACCGUCAAUGCGCCCCGGGUUGGUGAGGCGCCCUUUUCGAUGGAGCUCGAAGUCGACUUUACAAAGGAGUGGAACGGCGCAGCGGGCCAUCACACGACGACGAUGGUCGUGGGCAAGAUCAAGAUGCUCCAUCUCCGCAAGGACAUUUUCAACCCCGACUACUCCAUCGACAUCUCCAAGACCAUGCCUGUCUCGCGGUUCGGCGGCCUGACGUACGGCAGGACCGUCGCCGGCUACGACCUGGACCGGCCCAAGUGGUCGGACAUCGAGAAGGACGCCCAUGUCAAGGAAGUCCUCGCAACGGGGCCAAAGGCGCCGCCCGCCAAUUUUGACAAGGACGACGUCCUCCCUCACUUUCCCCCCCGCAGCGACUCGUCGUCUUUGUGA
Acaromyces ingoldii is the source of this 933-nucleotide messenger RNA. RefSeq lists its product as hypothetical. The transcript is spliced from 4 exons. The record is from RefSeq and is a predicted model, not a curated record. The coding region runs from base 1 to 933 and encodes 310 amino acids. Gene Ontology annotation, molecular function: FMN binding. Lineage: Eukaryota; Fungi; Basidiomycota; Exobasidiomycetes; Exobasidiales; Cryptobasidiaceae.